Rosa chinensis is the source of this 1311-nucleotide messenger RNA. RefSeq names its product ABC transporter B family member 10. Gene Ontology annotation, biological process: transmembrane transport. The record is from RefSeq and is a predicted model, not a curated record. Gene Ontology annotation, molecular function: ABC-type transporter activity; ATP binding. The transcript has 4 exons. Gene Ontology annotation, cellular component: membrane. Lineage: Eukaryota; Viridiplantae; Streptophyta; Magnoliopsida; Rosales; Rosaceae. The coding region runs from base 478 to 1296 and encodes 272 amino acids.
AACAAAAUGAUACUAUUGUAUGCUCUUUUUUUGGAAGGUCACUAGGGCAAGCAGCGCCUGACAUCUCUGCAUUCAUACGAGCCAAGGCAGCUGCGUAUCCCAUAUUUGAGAUGAUAGAGAGGAACACAGUGAACCAAUCCAGUAGCAAAACUGGCCGGAAACUGGACAAACUUGAGGGGCAUAUCCAAUUCAAGGAUGUAUCUUUUAGCUACCCAUCUCGUAUAGAUGUUAGUAUCUUCAAUAAGCUCAAUCUUGAUAUCCCUGCUGGGAAGAUUGUAGCCCUUGUGGGAGGAAGUGGUUCUGGCAAGAGUAUAGUUAUAUCUUUGAUUGAACGAUUCUAUGAGCCACUUGCUGGCCAGGUGUUGUUAGAUGGAAAUAAUAUAAGCGAACUUGACCUCAAAUGGGUGAGGCAACAAAUUGGGCUGGUCAAUCAGUAGCCUGCUCUUUUUGCAACAAGCAUUAGGGAAAAUAUUCUCUAUGGAAAAGAUGUUUUCUGCAAUUUUGAGGAAUGAGAUCGGAUGGUUUGAUGAUACAAACAACACCAGUUCUAUGCUUUCGUCGCGUCUAGAAAGUGAUGCAACUUUAUUACGAACUAUUGUUGUUGAUCGCUCAACAAUUCUUAUACAGAAUGUGGGUUUGAUAGUUGCCUCAUUUAUCAUUGCCUUCAUCUUGAACUGGAGAAUCACAUUAGUGGUCUUAGCCACGUAUCCUUUGAUCAUUAGUGGUCACAUCAGCGAGAAACUUUUCAUGAAAGGCUAUGGUGGCAACUUGAGCACAGCACAUCUGAAAGCUAACAUGCUAGCUGGGGAAGCUGUAAGUAACAUCCGCACUGUUGCUGCAUUUUGUUCUGAGGAGAAGGUCAUCGACCUAUAUGCUCAUGAGCUUGUUGAGCCUUCUAGACGUUCAUUUACUCGUGGUCAGAUUGCUGGCAUAUUCUAUGGUGUAUCUCUGUUCUUCAUAUUCUCAUCCUAUGGCCUGGCCUUGUGGUAUGGUUCUGUUUUGAUGGAAAAGGAGCUUGCUACCUUUAAAUCUGUCAUGAAAUCAUUCUUUGUUUUGAUUGUAACGGCAUUAGCAAUGGGUGAGACUUUAGCACUUGCCCCAGAUCUUUUAAAAGGGAACCAAAUGGUGGCAUCAGUCUUUGAUGUAACAGAUCGUAGAACAGAAGUCCUAGGGGACAUAGGAGAAGAGGUUACGAAAGUGGAAGGGGCAAUUGAGUUAAGGGGUGUUCAAUUUAGCUACCCAUCGAGACCAGACGUAGUGCUUUUCAGGGACUUCAAUUUGAAAGUUCGAACUUGAAUGCAUAGCUAGAUU